Molecule: messenger RNA, 1458 nt
Organism: Chelonus insularis
Lineage: Eukaryota; Metazoa; Arthropoda; Insecta; Hymenoptera; Braconidae
Exons: 2
Coding region: 1-1458 (485 amino acids)
Molecular function (GO): catalytic activity
Source: RefSeq, a predicted model, not a curated record
AUGAAAAAAAACAAUUUAUGCAAUAAAGGCAGGGCUUCAGGGGGUCAAAUUGUCGGUAUUAAAAAGAAUAUUAGUGAUGGUUGGACAGUGGAAGAUUGGAAAUUUGGCUUAAUCUUGAAGUCAAAAUCCAGUACAUACAUAAUCACCGUCUAUAACAGUGUCAGGUUCAAUCAUGUAGAACAAAGUUUGAGAAGCGUUAUAGAGCAAGGUAUGAGUGAGUGUGAGACUGUACUGGUUUGUGGAGAUAUAAAUGCAAGAGUGGGGGGAGCCCGAGUCUGGGUGGAUCUCUGCGAAGAAGAUCAAAUUCUCAGAUCGUCUCAAGAUCAAACUAUUAAUGAAGAUGGCAAAAAAUUGAUUCGUUUGUGUGAAGAGUUGGGCUUGACGCUGCUGAAUGGUAGAACGAAAGGUGAUGAGCAGGGGUGUAUCACAUAUAUAGGGAGGAAUGAAUGUUACAAUGGUUCUGUGAUCGACCUCUUCUUAAUAGCAGAUAGAAGUAACCUUAAAGUGAUUGAAUCCUUAAAAGUCAUGAGUAGAUUAGAGUCUGACCACUUCCCAGUUGUCCUCACCAUCAAAUCAAGUUGGAAUGGGACAGACAUCGUGGAAUACAAUAGUUUAGACGCGGAGUAUGCGAUAGAAAAAAUUAAGUGGCAGCAAGAUAAAGCAAAUGGAUUUUGUGAAAUAAUGACGAAAAAAUUGAAAGAAGGGGUCUUUGCAUCUGCUGAGACAGAAGCUAGGUGGAAGAAUAUCGUAGACGUGAUUUGGGAGGCAACACGUGGUUGUGGUAUGGCAAAAGAACUGAAUAAAAGAGUAGAAGAGGUUAACAAGGCAAAAGGUGUAUCUAAGUGGUGGGCAGCUAUUAAUAAAUUUCGAGUUUCAAGAAAACAGGCUGUUUCGUUUGGGAUAUCGGAAGUCCAAUGGGUUGAGUAUUUUAAAUCGUUGCUUGGUCACCAAGGGGGAGCUGUGACACUUGAAAAUCGAACUGAAGAACCGUGGUUACACGAAGCUGUCAAUGUAGAGUCACAAACACAAGAUGACGAUACGCUAGGUGGUCUUUUUACAGCUGAGGAAGUCAAAGACGCAUUAGGUAGAAUGUCCAAUGGCAAAGCAGUGGGAGAGGAUAGUAUCCCGGUCGAAUGUGUAAAGAUAGUUCGUUUUGAUGCUGAAGAGAUUUUGUGUGGCGUCAUGAAUGAGAUCUGGAUGAAUUGUCGGUCACCAAAGGGGUGGUGUAAAGCAAGGAUUGUUCCCAUUUACAAAAGCGGAGACGAGAAGGUGGUGAGCAAUUAUCGGGGCAUAUCGCUGCUCGAUGUAGGAUACAAGCUUAUAACAAACAUGAUGGCAGAAAAAUUGAUGGUCUGGGCUGAGAAAGAGGAGAUUCUUAAAGAGAGUCAGGCAGGUUUUAGGAGAAGAAGAGAUACCAGAGACCACAUUUUUGUUCUUAACGCAUUAAAGAGACAAUAG